Molecule: messenger RNA, 3971 nt
Organism: Xenia sp. Carnegie-2017
Lineage: Eukaryota; Metazoa; Cnidaria; Anthozoa; Malacalcyonacea; Xeniidae
Product: mutS protein homolog 5-like
Exons: 27
Coding region: 1189-3753 (854 amino acids)
Biological process (GO): mismatch repair; chiasma assembly
Cellular component (GO): nucleus
Molecular function (GO): ATP-dependent DNA damage sensor activity; ATP binding; mismatched DNA binding
Source: RefSeq, a predicted model, not a curated record
CUUUCGCCAUCAUGACGGAAGCAAAGUCAAAUAAUACACAAGACAGGAAGUUUACAUUUCAUGCACAUGUUUGUAAUUAGUAUUUACAUUCCAUUGAUUGUAAAUCUUACAAUCGUGAAAGCUAUCGCUUUUGAGGAAAUUUCCUUUAAACGGGGAAAUUGCCAGAUUUUUUGUGAGCGAUUUGGGGAAUCCUACUUUUGGGGGAAAUUUUUGUGGAGUUUAAUUUUUGGGGGAAUUUAAUUUUUUGAAUAUAUUUUAGGGGAAUUUUUGAAUGCUAGUCCUACAGGAAGAAACUGAUGUCUCAUCUGUUUUUGCCUUGCUUCGCAUGCUUGAAAUUUUGAAUACAUGCGACACACAUUUUGUCAUUUGCGACUUGCGAGCAUUGAUGUAUGUACUCACGACUUACAAGUCAGGGACAAAAAUUGAUUCGCGUUCAAAUUUCCGAAAAAUUCAGUUCUCAUAAUACGUAGAGUAUAAAUAAAACACUCAUAAGGGAGCACAAACUGAUGAGGUAUUUACAAUCUUACUCGUCGAACAAUUUUUGAUCAACGUUAUUUUGAUUCCGUUUGUUAACACGCCUAGUUGACAAAAACUUGAUAUGGUGAAGCACAACAUAGCCACAACUUGUUCUGAAUAACCGUGAAGAAGCAGAAGACGUAUUGUGACAACUUCAUUGUACUUUUUACGAGUAUAUUUCAGUAAACAACAAUAGUGAAGUGUAAUACCAACUGUUGAUAUUUCAGUUCACUUACUACAAUGUAGCAACGUUAUUUUGUCUGAGGAAUUUUACAGAAACCUGGGAAAAUUUUCGAUUCUUUUCAACCUGUAUAGGAUUGCAUUUUUCAAAUGCAUUUAUUAUUAGUUAGUCAAUUCUCACUUUGUCGCUCUUGAGUCAUUCAAACUUGUAAGACAUAAAGAUCCUUCGAAUAUAUUCAUUGAUUAUCAUGAAGAAAUCACACAGGCAACCCGACUCUGACCUCUAGAUUGUAGAUUAGAUCUGGAGUGGUUGCAGUCUUGCACUGGCGAUUGCAGACAGAUCAGUAAUGGCGGGAAAAUAUAAAAAUUAUAAAUCACUUUCUUCAAGUGCAUCCAAGUACAACAACUAUUUUAGCAUUUCUAUAGACUAUGGUUUGAUAGAAAUCUUCAGUUUGAUUGCAUUCUUCGAAAAGUUAGAAAUAAUUUGACGAAAUGAGUGCCCCAGGAUCGUCGAAAAGUACUAAUGCAGAAGCAUGUUCUUUGAGUACUUCUUCAACAUGGUCGGACGAAGAAGGAAGACAAUCUAGUGACAAAAAUAUUGAAUUUGACGAAACAGGUUCAUCUGCUCCUAUGAUGAAAAAUAAUGUUAGCCACAAACGGUCUGUGCUGUUUGAUUCGGACGAAGACAUUGAUGAGAUAGUUAUGAGUGCCAUUCUUUGUGGAGGAAAACUUGGAAGUGCUUACUAUAAUGCUGGUACUGCACAGCUCUUUAUGCAAAUGGAUGUCUUGGAAACGCAGGAUUUUCAAUUUUUAAAACGAUUAAUUCACCAGGUGAACCCAACAACAGUUUUAACAAGUUCAAAUCAGGAUGAAAAAUUUAUCAAAAUAUUGCAGUGUAAAGGAGAUGAGAAUAAUGAAGAUAUGACAGACAGUAACAUUGAUAUAAACAUUCUUCCUACCAUUGACUUUACUUUAGAAGUCUGUAAGAGACGGAUUUUGGCAUUGACUGGAUUACCUGGAAUGUCAAAAGAUUUUACUGAUGAAGAACGAAUCAUGUAUCUUGGAUCAAUUGUUCCUUUUGACAACAUCAAUAUGAUAAAAGCUAUGGGAGCUUUAAUGAAGUACAUUGAAAAGAAGAGAAUUGGUGUUGAAUUGGAAGAUUUGGAAACAAGAGUACCAAUACUGGAAUUAAAAACAUAUUCAUUGGCUGAUGCUUUGAUUAUUGAUGAAAAUACUUACAGUGCAUUGCAAAUAUUUCAAAAGGAAUCUCAUCCAUCAGCGUAUAAAUGUGGAUCUGGAGCAAAGGAAGGUCUUUCUCUGUUUGGCAUGAUGAACUUGACUAAAUCAAAGAUAGGAAGUCGUUUGUUGAGGGCAUGGUUUUGCCAACCAACAACUAAUCUAAUUAUUUUGAAAGAAAGACAAAAAGCAAUAGCUUUUUUCCAAUCGCCCCAAAACGUUGAAAACACGAUUGCAAUUCAAGAGUGUUUAAAACACAUUAAAUGUAUAACAAGAGUAUUGAUUAAAAUGUCGUCAUCUCAUGUAUCAAUUGGUGACUGGCAAUCACUUUAUAAGACAGUGUACAACGCCAUCUACAUUGCAAAUAUAUGUUCAACUAUAUCGGAUGUUGAAAUUGCACAAAAGAUUUCUCGUAAUUUCACCGAAGAUCUCCAGAGAAUUGCAUCUUUGAUUGAUAAAAUAGUUGAUUUUGAGGAUUCGACGCAACAAAAAAGAUUUAUCGUAAAUCCUGGAGUUGAUGAACAUUUGGAUGAAAAGAAACGUACUUAUAAUGGUUUACCUGACUUCAUGACCAAGGUUGCUCAAGAAGAACUUAGUAAACUAGAUGAGUCAAUCACUGAGUGUAAUAUUCUCUAUUUACCACAGCUAGGUUAUCUACUGGCUAUCCCCAGAACUGAAGAGAUGAUGGAGGAAAAAGACUUUGAGAUUGAAGGAUUAGAGUUCGUAUUUUUCUCUGACAAUACUAUCCAUUAUAAAAGUGCAAAUACGAGAGAAUUGGAUCGACUUCUUGGUGAUACACUCUGUGAAAUAACAGAUCAUGAAACGGCCAUUAUGCACCGAUUACAAAAUAUUGUUCUGGAGCACACAGAUUUGUUGCUUAAAGUAAUGGAAUAUGCAGCUGAACUAGACUGUUUGAUUGCUCUUUCUGUUCAUGCCAAAGAAAAUAAUUACGUUUGUCCUGAGAUAACUGUAGAAAAUAUCUUGACCAUAAAAGGAGGAAGACAUCCGUUGCAAGAAAUGUAUGUUACUCCUUUUGUUGCAAAUGAUACGUACAUGGAAAAGGAAAAUUCAAGAAUGAAAAUACUCACAGGACCAAAUGCUAGUGGAAAGAGUGUCUAUCUUAAACAGGUUGGUUUGAUCGUCUUUUUGGCGCAUAUUGGAAGUUACGUUCCUGCUGAGUCAGCAACUAUUGGAACCACUGACCGUAUGUUUACCAGGAUUCAUACACGAGAGACCGUCUCAGUUGGUCUUUCGACAUUCAUGAUUGAUUUAAAUCAGGUUGCAGUUGCUAUUCGUUAUGCAAGCAGAAAAUCUCUUGUUCUUAUUGAUGAAUUUGGCAAAGGAACAGCUACGGUAGAUGGUCUAUCAUUACUGACAGCUUGUUUGAAUCAUUGGUUGUCUUCACAAAGUCAACAUUGCCCUAAGGUCCUAGUGUCCACACAUUUUCACAGUAUUAUUCAGCAGAAACUAUUGCCCCUUACGCCUCUUGUUGAUUUUCAAACAAUGGAAACAAUGGAAAAUGGUGAUGAAUUAGUAUUUCUCUAUCAACUUGUUGACGGAUACACAAAGACAAGUUACGCUUGUCAUAUUGCUACAUUAGCUGGGUUACCUAAACAUCUUGUAAAGCGAAGUUAUGAGAUUCUUGACCUGCUUCGAAACAAUAAAGCAAUAGAGAGAAUUCAUAGUCAGGAAAAUGAUGAAGAAAGAAAAAGUAACCAUGAAAUCGUUGAUUCAUUUCUGGCGUUAGAUUUGGAAAAUUGUGAUAUCAUAUCGUUUUUAAAAUCCAUCAUUCCAUCUGAUGACGAUGUAAAUAUGAAAUAAGUUAAAUUGUUUAUUUUAUUUUUGCUACAUGGUGUUUAUAUGUUGACAGCGACAUUUACAGUUAAACUUGUUGUUUAAAACUACGUCUCCAUUGUAUUCCUCUCCUACGAUGUUAACCUUAUUACACUUGGUUUUAGGAAGAGUUUUUAACAGACGAGCGUUAAUUGAGCUUUUGUACGUCUUUAACAGGAAAUAAAAUUACAAAUUGUACAAAGUUA